AUGGGAGAUGCACUAUGCGGCCCGUCCAAUGCGCUGCAGAACUUCCAGAAGCAUGCGUCUGUUGACCGCACCCUGCAGCAAGACCGACUGAUUUCAAGGCAGCCUGCGAAUCAAGGAUUCCGAUCACAAGGCACGCGGGAUGGACUUUUGGACCCUGAGUUCGCAGCCUUUGAAAACAGCCAUGGUGGCUUAGCACCAAUGGUGGAUUUGCAACAUCCAGCACACUUUGCCCAUCCUACCCAGCAUCCAGCGGCCGUGCAGUCGCCACCCAACUGGGCAUCGGAUUUCCAGAACCUCCAUAUCUCGAAGUCACUACCGCACCAAGCGCAAAGGGCAUCACCGAUCGCAUCAUCCCAAACAGGGUGGCAAAAUGAUUUCCUGAGCCAGCAGCACCAACAGCAUGCUGUCUCGCAGCACGUUCAAGCGGAGCAGUCGAUCAACACUCCCUUCCGGCCCUCCUUUGGGCAUCAUAUGCCCAUGUACAACAAUUCCAUGAACAUGCAUCACAGCUACUCCCAACAAGCUCCCAUAGCAAACACGGUACCAGCGGAACAAUUUGACGAGUCAGCCUUUGAAGCGGCUUUUGAGCAGGCGCGAGCCGAUAUGCAAGAGCUGCAAGCCCCGGAACUCACCCAAACCAUGGAGACCAUUUCUCAAGACCAACCUCUUCAGAUCGAGGAGACCAUCAUGAAAGAGCAAGAGAAAAUCACCAUCGGCUCCGAUACGAUAGUCAAAGACGACUCUACUACCGUAAAGAACGACGCGGACGCCCUUGCUCGCACAGCAGAGCAUCUUCUCAACAGCGUACGACACGAGAAAGACCAGAAAUUUCAACAAAGCAAUUUCCUAGCCUUGAUGCGAAGAAUCCGUGAUCGGGAAGUGCAAGUGGAAGGAGACGAGUUCCGCGAAUGGAUUCACAUUUAUGCUAACUCGCACAUUGAAUUCUCAAAACAGACGGCGCAAUCUCUCCAUCCUGGCGGUCCAUAUUAUCCAGGCCAGUCUCCCGAGCGAAAUACCGAAUCCGACAGAGCCAGUAAGGAACCUAAGACUUCUUCGUCCACACUGCACUCUUCAGGCUAG
Messenger RNA from Penicillium diatomitis, 1080 nucleotides. RefSeq names its product protein pex20 (gene pex20). Gene Ontology annotation, cellular component: peroxisomal membrane; cytosol. The transcript is spliced from 3 exons. Lineage: Eukaryota; Fungi; Ascomycota; Eurotiomycetes; Eurotiales; Aspergillaceae. Bases 1 to 1080 code for a protein of 359 amino acids. The record is from RefSeq and is a predicted model, not a curated record. Gene Ontology annotation, biological process: protein import into peroxisome matrix, docking.